ACUCAGACAAGAAGACGUCCGAGACGCAGUAUCUGUCAUAGGUACCCUUAGGACGUGAGAGAUCCCCGUGCUCUUUACUUUCCUGUCUGAAACAGCAUCUUUGUCAUCCGUUUCCGUAUCCCAGUGGCUCACUGCGGCUCUGUAACGAGAGACUGGAUUGCAAUCAACCUUCUAACCGUUAUUAUUUUGUAAUCCACAUCCUCAUUCUCUGCCGAAUCACCACCAGAAUGGCGUACCCUUCCUACCCUGCCUAUCAGCAAGCACCUUACUACCCGCCACCUGUUGCAACUCAGCCUCCUGCUGAUUUGUUUCGGAGGCAAUAUGCAGAUAGGUUGAGGGCGCUUACGUUCAACUCGAGACCCAUUAUCCAAGAUCUUUCCAUGCUUGCGCUGGCAGCUCGAGAUCGCAAUGAUUGGGAAGGGAUGCAGAUUGUGGUUGAAGAGAUUGAGAUGGCUGUGCUUCGGGUAGGUCUUGCGAGAGGAGGACAUUCACCACCAACCUCUGGGAAGUUGCUGACGUCUUUGCAGGCUCCGCCUACACAGAAGCUUCCGCUGCUUUAUCUCUUGGAUUCCGUCUCAAAAAACGUUGGAUCUCCAUACACGACACAUCUUCUUCCCCCUAUUAUCCCCCGACUCUACGUCCGUACCUAUCGCGAAGUUGACGGGGUCACAAAAGCCAAGAUGGAAGAGAUGAUCGGACUGUGGCGAAAUGGUGGCCCCAACGGGUCUGAGCUCUAUGGGGCGGGUGUGCGAGACCAAGUUGAGCGAGAGCUCUUUGGAGCUGCUGGAUAUCACAACAGUUCCGCGGGGCCUAGCCGGCAGCAGGUUCAGUCUCUACUCAAUGCUACGCUGGAUGGUAAGCGUCGAGAGCUAGCGAUGAGACCUGCAGAUGGACAAGUCGCGAUCCAGAUGAAUGCAUUGCAGGGUAUCGGCGAAUUACUCAAUACCUCGAAUAUCUCGCCGCAGGAGUUGAGUGCUAUCAUGGCCCAGCUAAAGUCUAUGGCUGCUGCACCGCGGCCGCCUGUACCUACCCCGCUUCCCGUACCUUCAACGCCAGCUUGGGGGGUCGCCCCUACUGCGUCCGCACCACCGGCAUCGCUGCCACCAUUCCCUCCUAAACUGCCAAGUACCGGUAACAGCUGGCCACCGCCUGUCCGUCCGCCUUUCGCUCCCACCCUCCCCACCCCUUCUACGGUGGUCUCUACUCCUCCAGCGCCUCAUCUCAACACGCCUAUCCCACCCACUGGCUCUACGACACCGUCGCUUCCACCGGCUACGGUGGCUGCAGCACCUGUUGUAGCACCAAUUGCUCCUAUCCCCAAUCUGCCCGUCGAUGUUGCCAAGAUUCUUCAAACGCUCAACAAAUCGGGGCUUGGUAGUCAGCCGAGGACGCCCGAGGUCCCCCUCUCUACUACACCUGUGCCGCCGGUCAAGUCGAGCUUGGAGGCCUAUGAGGAUCUCAUUCUGGGUAUGGAUACGAGAUUGAAAUCUUUGAACUUGAAUGUCCCUCAUCGACUUUCUUUUGACCACCUUCCUCACCAAUGUAAUCAAUGUGGCGAAAGGUUUGCCUCUGACAAUGCUGCCGCCAAGGCGCACAUGGACUGGCAUUUCAGAAGAAACCGACAGGAGCGUGAGACGGGUGGAAGAGGAGCCCAUAGGAAGUGGCUGCCACGAGUUGAAGAAUGGAUCAAGAAUGCUGUCGAGCUUCCAGCUGUGUCGGACCAGGCGACCAAGACGGAAAACUCGGCCAUUUCGUCCGAGCGAUUAGCACAACUGCGGCAGAGGUGGGUUCCAGCGCCUCAGGACUCAAAGAAGGCAUCCGUGUGCCCCGUUUGCAAAGAGGCAUUCAAAGCAGAAUGGUCGGAAGAUGAAGAGGAGUGGGUUUGGAGAAAUGCUCUGAUCAUCAACAAAGUGGUAUGUGCCUUUUUAUCCUCUACGCAGGCACUGACGAAUGGGUAGCAUUACCACGCUACCUGUCGAGCUGAGCAAACGUCUGCUAUGAAGAGAUUGAAGGGUGACAACAAUCGACGGACUUCAUCUAGUGCUAGUCCAGCGGCCACUGCAGCCGAUGAACAAACCCCUCCAAAGCGUAAAGCGGAGGAUGCUCAGUACGAAGGGGACACCGCAAAGAGAGUGAAGCUUGAAGAGGGUAGUCGCGGUGAUGGCGAGCAUCUGGGGCAAGCGACGCUGCCGCAGGAGACGGUCAAGCGUGAGGAAACGAAGGAGGACGCAAUUGAGGUUAAUCAAAGUCCAGAUAUCGUAAUGGCAUGUCAGCAGAUUGACGGGGGCGGCACGGAGGGGCAGGAGGUCCAUAAUUAAUCAUUGCAAUUUCAUGUUCAUUCUCAGAGUCCGUCAUGCAUGAGCAUAUUCACGA
Molecule: messenger RNA, 2373 nt
Organism: Cryptococcus amylolentus CBS 6039
Lineage: Eukaryota; Fungi; Basidiomycota; Tremellomycetes; Tremellales; Cryptococcaceae
Exons: 3
Coding region: 228-1958 (576 amino acids)
Biological process (GO): termination of RNA polymerase II transcription
Cellular component (GO): mRNA cleavage factor complex; cytoplasm
Molecular function (GO): mRNA binding; RNA polymerase II complex binding
Source: RefSeq, a predicted model, not a curated record